Acyrthosiphon pisum (pea aphid) is the source of this 939-nucleotide messenger RNA. RefSeq lists its product as uncharacterized. Lineage: Eukaryota; Metazoa; Arthropoda; Insecta; Hemiptera; Aphididae. The coding region runs from base 235 to 720 and encodes 161 amino acids. The record is from RefSeq and is a predicted model, not a curated record. The transcript has a single exon.
ACGAUAUGCACACCGAUCGAAAUGUUAGUCAAUCAGCUCCGUUACACUCUGUACUUACAUUAUAAACUCUAAUCACAGCAACAAUACACACACACAUAUAUAUACAAACCUCUUCAACUUAUAAACUUCAAUCCGCCACUACAAGCGAUCUACGGAGAAGCAGAUUCCGAAUUAACAGACAUCGCACACCGCAUACAUUGUUAUAUACGUGAGAAUAAUAAUACUAGCAACAAUAUGUUUCUGUCGUACGCCACCGUGGCUGUCUUUGCUUACGUGAUUCUGUUGAAUAUCUUCUACUUGUACUCGCCCGUCGAAACAAGCGGAACCGGCGUGAAUUACGAGUUAUGCGACGAUUGUCUGGCUUCGGACUGCUACGCCAAUGGGAGGCCAUGCUUAGACACAGGCAACAGCUCGUACCCGUACAUAUGUUUCACGUGUGAUCCCGAACCCACAUAUAAAUAUCUUCAGUUUUAUACUAAAGACGAUUGCAACAAUGGCUGCGAGGGCGUAGGCGAUACGAUGCAGUGCGGUUGUAGCAAAAACUGUUACAUGUGCGUACCAAAAGACUUCGAUUUGAGUUUGUUAUGGGAAUGCGAGAUACCAUGUAACGGUACACCACUAACUAAAACAGUCCUUUUCAGGACUACACAAUAUCGACCAAUCAUAACGCGCCAUAUAAGUAAUCAAAGUAACCAGAACUGUACUACCAAAUAUGAGUGAUUUCAAAGUGGUUAACGACUUAACAAAGCACAGCCAUGGAUAGGGGAGAUUAGGACGAAUCUAACGAAACCCUCCCCAUGGCUGUAACCAAAAAACCCAAUGAAUAAACCACAAACCCGUACCGACAGUAAACACAAUCAUUACGGCGGCACACACGCUAGUUUACUAGUCGGUACGGCGCACGGGAUAUAUACCGGUCGUUUCCCGACCACAACAUCA